AAAGAGCUGUUUGCCUUCCAAACGCAAGGAAACGCUGAAUUACAACAUCACAGUAGAACAGCGACCAGACACACGGUCCCUCUCAAUAACCAACAGAGGCAACCGGUGUAACCUAGGCAACAUCUCAACCAAUUUAGACAGUUGAAGAAUCAAACCAUUUCUCUAUUUUAACAACGUUUUUUUUUAAUGUACUUAUAGUACGUAUUUGUCACGGCACAUUUCACUGUUAUAGUCAAAUUUAGAGAGAGAAAAGUUUUCACUGCGCCGCGGGAGCGUGAGGAGAGAAGCUCAACCGAACUUUUGCUGAGAGUGAGGAGAAAGCAUGUCGGCACUCAUCAGCGUGUACUCGUCUUGGCCAGAGAGCUUUGAGUGCUCAACGGGAGAUGGGGACGUGCCUGACGGACACGGCUCGCAAAGGACUCCCGCGGACAAAGCAUCGGAGCCGCGCAUCAGACGGCCCAUGAACGCGUUCAUGGUCUGGGCUAAAGAUGAGAGGAAGCGCCUGGCUGUCCAAAACCCAGACCUGCACAACGCAGAGCUCAGUAAGAUGCUGGGCAAGUCGUGGAAGUCCCUGACCCCUCUUCAGAAACGUCCCUACGUGGAGGAGGCCGAGAGGCUGCGCGUGCAGCACAUGCAGGACUACCCCAACUACAAGUAUCGCCCUCGUCGCAAGAAGCAGCUGAAGCGCAUCUGUAAGCGUGUGGACCCCGGGUUCCUACUGAGCAGCCUGGGGGGGCCGGACCAGAAUGCCCUAACUGACUCCCGGGGUCUCUGUCUCCCUCUGGGUUUGGAUAAAGAAGGGGAUGGUGGGUUUUCAUCACACUCUUCCCUCAGCCCGGUUAGAUCCUUAAGAGAUGUACCGUCCAGCAGCACCUACCCCUACGGCCUCCCUACCCCGCCUGAGAUGUCCCCUCUGGAUACGGCCCUGGACCACGACUACCCCUCCUACUACCCCUCCUCUUCUUCUUCCUCUUCAUCCGUCUCGGAGGAGCGCCACCAGCACCAGCGUCAGGGUCAGGCCCCCGGAGGUGGAGGUGGUGGUGGAGGUCACAUGGGCCUGAGUCCUCCGCCCUACCACCCUGACUACACCCAGACACAGACUUCCAUCCACUGUGGCUCCCACUCCCACCUAGCCCACCUCUCCCACAUGUCCCAGGCUCAGUCCGGAGGCCUCAUCCCUGGGCAUCCUCUGUCCUACUACAGCCCAUCCUCAUGGUCCUCCCAGCUCCAGGUCCACCCGGGUCUCCAGCCCCACCAUCACCCCCACUUGGGGCACCUCUCCCCGGGUCACCACCACCAGCACCACCUGGGUCAGCUCUCUCCUCCUCCAGAGCAGAACCAUGACCAGAACCACGGUCCACUGGAGACACUGGACCAGCUGAGUCAGGUAGAGCUUCUAGGGGAGGUCGACCGUGAUGAGUUCGACCAGUACCUGAACUCGACCGCGGCGGGUGCGGCGGCAGCGGGGAUAGGGGUAUUCCACUCUGAACACGGAGGAGGAAUGACUGUGACGGGUCACAUUCAGGUGACGUCUGGGAGCAGCGUUGUCGCGGAAACCAGCCUGAUCUCUGUGUUAGCGGACGCCACGGCAGCGUACUACAACAACUACGGCAUUUCUUAGACGGUCACCAUGCCGACACCAACAGCUCCCGUCAUCACACCUGGAGACUGACCUGGGGGGCCAUAAUGUGUCACGGGUCUCAGAGUAGGACUGUUGAUCUAGGAUCAGGUGUCUAAUAUCCGUGUAAUCUUAUUAAAUUGUGAUCUAUAAGGCAAAAAUUUGAGACGCUUGUUACCUAUGGCUCCUGGUAGGCUGAAGAUGGGUUAGUGGGG
Salvelinus sp. IW2-2015 is the source of this 1833-nucleotide messenger RNA. RefSeq names its product transcription factor Sox-7. Gene Ontology annotation, biological process: anatomical structure morphogenesis; cell differentiation; regulation of DNA-templated transcription. The record is from RefSeq and is a predicted model, not a curated record. NCBI's taxonomy places the organism in Eukaryota, Metazoa, Chordata, Actinopteri, Salmoniformes, Salmonidae. Gene Ontology annotation, molecular function: DNA-binding transcription factor activity, RNA polymerase II-specific; RNA polymerase II cis-regulatory region sequence-specific DNA binding.